This is a messenger RNA of Priceomyces carsonii, 864 nucleotides long. RefSeq lists its product as uncharacterized. The transcript has a single exon. The coding region runs from base 1 to 864 and encodes 287 amino acids. The record is from RefSeq and is a predicted model, not a curated record. Lineage: Eukaryota; Fungi; Ascomycota; Pichiomycetes; Serinales; Debaryomycetaceae.
AUGGUCGAAGACAUCUACUUACACUCAUCUGUUCUCUUGAACAUUGCAUGUGAUAUUUCAAGAGGUCCUAGUGCCCAAUUUGGUGUGUUUCUAGGGACAAUAAACUCAAAUAAAGUAAUUGUUGAGAAUUCUUUUGAUAUCAUAUUGAGAGACCAAGUAUAUAUCAACGAGGAAUUUUUUCUCAGAAGAUUAGAGCAAUACAAUACUAUUUCCUCAGAGUUGGAAAUGGUUGGUGUUUACCACCUAACGAAUAACCUUGAUCAUAAUCCUUUGACAGAAUCAAUUGUUGAACAAGUAAGCAGAUUACAUAACAUACCACACAUGACGUACACUCUCAUUGACGGACCUAAACUUCAGCGUGGUGAAGAAUUGAGGGAGAAGGCGAUCUUCCGCACAUAUAUGAAUAAGAAGAUUGUGCCCACAUUUAUUAUUUUGAGUAGCACGGAAUCUAUUGCGACUUUAACUGCGUACAAACAUUCGAACUACCUGAAACAGGAUGCGAGGGUAAUGAGGAGAGAUGCGUCAGAAACAGUCCUAGAUCUACAGAAAAAAUUGCAAAGAAUUAUAGAGCAUUUAGAGAAAUCCAAUGCUUCUGAGCUGGUAGAUCAUUAUGUCCUCAACAAAGUGAUAAACCGACUUGCCAAUAAAGUUACAGCUUUUAAAAGUCAACAAGCAAAGGGAAAUGGUAACUACGAAUUACAAACAUCUCGCUUAGGUAUAUUAACCGAGCAACUCACUGUCUUGGAGGAGCUAAAAACCAAGAUUGAUCUUUCAAUUCUCCGACACGUUGUUGGACCAAACAGCCAGUCUGGUUUCAACCAUUCUCAAUAUAAUGUAGGUGGUCCCUAUCCUUCGAGGAGCUAG